AUGCCCGCGUGCCUUCCAUACCUCUACUCACCAAUGCCCGCGCCUUCCCAUACCCUCUACUCACCAAUGCCCGCGUGCCUUCCCAUACCCUCUACUCACCAAUGCCCGCGUGCCUUCCCAUACCCUCUCACCAAUGCCUCCCAUACCCUCUACUCACCAAUGCCCGCGUACCCAUACCCUCUACUCACCAAUGCCCGCCCCAUACCCUCUACACCAAUGCCCCGCGUGCCUUCCCAUACCCUCUACUCACCAAUGCCGCGUAAAUUCCCAUACCCUCUACUCACCAAUGCCCGCGUGCCUUCCCAUACCCUCUACUCACCAAUGCCCGCAAAAUUCCCAUACCUCUACUCACCAAUGCCCGCGUGCCUUCCCAUACCCUCUACUCACCAAUGCCCGCGAAUUCCCAUACCCUCUCCACCAAUUCCCGCGUGCCUUCCCAUACCCUCUACUCACCAAUGCCCGCGUGCCUUCCCAUACCCUCUACUCACCAAUGCCCGCGUGCCUUCCCAUACCCUCUUACUCACCAAUGCCCGUGCCUUCCCAUACCCUCUACUCACAAUGCCCGCGUGCCUUCCAUACCCUCUACACCAAUGCCGCGUGAAUUCCCAUAUACCUCUACUCACAAUGCCCCGUGCCUUCCAUACCCUCUACUCACCAAUGCCCGCGUGCCUUCCCAUACCCUCUACUCACCAAUGCCCGCGUACCCAUACCCUCUACUCACCAAUGCCGCGUGCCUUCCCAUACCCUCUACUCACCAAUGCCCGCGUGCCUUCCCAUACCCUCUACUCACCAAUGCCCGCGUGCCUUCCCAUACCUCUACUCAAUGCCCGCUUGCCUUCCCAUACCCUCUAUUCACCAAUGCCCGCUGCCUUUCCCAUACCCUUACUCACCAAUGCCCGCGUGACCCAUACCCUCUUACUCACCAAUGCCCGCGUGAAUUCCCAUACCCUUACUCACCAAUGCCCGCGUGAUACCCUUACUCACCAAUAA
Molecule: messenger RNA, 990 nt
Organism: Penaeus vannamei (Pacific white shrimp)
Lineage: Eukaryota; Metazoa; Arthropoda; Malacostraca; Decapoda; Penaeidae
Source: RefSeq, a predicted model, not a curated record